Eimeria necatrix is the source of this 1284-nucleotide messenger RNA. RefSeq lists its product as hypothetical. Bases 1 to 1284 code for a protein of 427 amino acids. The transcript has a single exon. Lineage: Eukaryota; Apicomplexa; Conoidasida; Eucoccidiorida; Eimeriidae. The record is from RefSeq and is a predicted model, not a curated record.
AUGUACGUGGGGGAGUGCGUCGAUGCAGGGAGCGGCAGCAGCAGCAGCAGCAGCAGACAGCCACCGGGCAAAGGGUCUUCAGGACGCGGGGCAUACCCGAAGAGCCCCCGUAGCUCCAUAGCCCAAAUAGCACCUUCCAACAGUAGCGGCAGGGGCAGGCUAAGGGGAGACACCAGCAGCAGCAGUAGCUCAGAUCCGUUCUGCAGCGGCAGAGAGGCUCUUCCUGUGGUGCCUGAAGAGGGAGAAGAGGAACUGCGAGUUUCUUUGCCUAAAAAGGGGCUUUUUGGCGACGGCACUCGUUACAAGGAGUCGGAGGCUGCUGCUGCGGCAAGCAGAGCAACAGGAGACGUAGAGCUGCGGGACCGUUCAACUUCUUUACUUCUUCUCCGGUCAGCAGAAGAGGCUUUUGAGAAGUCAUGGGCCAGCCUCAUGCGCAUGCAGCAGCAGCUCGAGCAAGAGCACCAGCCGCAGCAGCGGCUGCACCCUUCAAGACCCUUGUUGGGUCAACUCUACCCUGGCCACUCUGCAGAUCCGCCGGAUGUGGGGUCUAACGCAGCGGCUUCUGUGGGGCUUUGCAAAGUUGAACCCCUGUCAUCUCUCCCUCAGGGAGAGGCAGAUGCGCUGCAGACUCCGAGCCACCCGCAGGAGCAGGAGCGAGAGAGCCGCAGAAAGCAGCAGCAUUCGGAAGUGGCAGGCCAUUCGAACGUUGAUGGAGAUGCAACCCAAGAAGAUGCGCCGCCACUGGCUCUUCAGUGGCAGGAUCAGCCCACAAGCUCCUCACUUGAUCGGGGCGCCGAACGAGAAGCUGGAGCAACCGAAGCAGCAGCAGCAACAGCAACAAAAGCGAAAACUGCAGGUCAACAGCAGCAAGGUCAAGAGUUGCCUCCGGAAGCGCAGCACCCAUCUAGCCGGCCCCGUUCAGUUUCGCUGUCUUUUGCGUCUCCUCGGAGCACAGCACGUGACAGCAACGGCAGCUUCAGCAGCACCGGGAGCGUAUUCAGAACUCCGAGGAGCAGCAAUUUGAGCAGCAGAGUCAGCAGCGGCAGCAUGCUGACAGCGAGAAGCUCAGAAGCUUCCUCUGAGGAAAGUGUUCACCAGAGGGAGACGACUUCAGCAGAAGCUACACCAGGAGCAGCAACAUUCGAGGCAGCAACGAACACUCAAGCAGCAGCGCCGGCAGCAGGUACAGAACGCGAGACCCCCGAACAGGUCAGGGCAGGGGCGGAAGCGCUUUGCUCGCAGAGUAGUGGAGAGAAAGAGUUUUGUUCGCCAAGAGAAUUGUAG